Molossus molossus (Pallas's mastiff bat) is the source of this 1449-nucleotide messenger RNA. RefSeq names its product CD33 molecule (gene CD33). Gene Ontology annotation, biological process: cell adhesion. The transcript has 7 exons. The record is from RefSeq and is a predicted model, not a curated record. Gene Ontology annotation, molecular function: sialic acid binding. Bases 46 to 1131 code for a protein of 361 amino acids. NCBI's taxonomy places the organism in Eukaryota, Metazoa, Chordata, Mammalia, Chiroptera, Molossidae. Gene Ontology annotation, cellular component: plasma membrane.
CUGUCCUUCCUUCUUCAUGCACAGGCGCCCAGACGCCCUCCGGAGAUGCUGUGGCUGCUGCUGCCCCUGCUCUGCCCAGGGUCCCUGGCACAGCAUCCAGAUUACACACUGGAAGUGCAGAAGGCUGUGACAGUGCAGGAGGGCCUGUGCGUCUUCGUUCCCUGCAAUGUGCGAUAUGGACGGACUACGGAUACACCAGCUCAUGGCUUCUGGUUCCGGGAAGGAAAUGAUGCAAUGCAGGGUGCUGCUGUGGCCACAAACAACCCUGAUCGUGAAGUGAAGGAGGAGACCAAGGGCCGAUUCCAACUCCUCGGGGAUCCCCUCAAAAACAACUGCUCCCUGGACAUCAGAGAUGUCAGGAGGACAGAUAAUGGAUCGUACUUUUUUCGGGUGGAGGGAAGAUAUCCUCUGAAGUAUAGUUACAUACAGAACAUGCUCUCUGUGCAUGUGACGGCCCUCACCCACACACCUGACAUCCUCAUCCCGGGGACCCUGGAGUCCGGCCGCCCCAGGAACCUGACCUGCUCUGUGCCCUGGGCCUGUGAGCGGGGCACGCCCCCCAUCUUCUCCUGGACGUCAGCUGCUCACACGUCCCUGGGCCCCAGGAACCACCUCUCUUCUGAGCUCACUCUCACUCCACGGCGCCAGGACCACGGCACCAACCUCACCUGUCAGGUGAAGUUCCCUGCAGUAGGUGUGACUGUGGAGACCACCAUCCAGCUCAACGUCAGCUGUGCCUCACAGAAGUCAACAGUGGGUGACUGCCUAGGAGAUGGCACAGGGGCACCGAGGACCACGGCAGGAGUGGUUCAGGGGGCCGUCUGGGGAGCCGGUGUCACUGCCUUGCUGGCUGUGUGCCUCUGCCUCAUCUAUUUUGUAGUGAAGACCCACAGAAAGAAAGCAGCCAGGGCAGCAGUGAGCAUGGACAGCAUCCACCCUGCCAGCCAGCCAGCUUCUCAGGAUCACCAGAAGCAGCCCAAGUUAGAUAUCCCUACCGACUCCACAAACCCUGCAGGGGCCACCCAGACCUUGGGGUCGGAGCCAGAGCUGCAUUAUGCCUCCAUCCGCUUUCAGGGGGUGAACCCUCAGAAGAACGCCCACACAAUAUACUCCAAUGUCACGACCCAGUGAGAAGCCAACAGGUCCACAUCUGCCAAAGCGUCGGUAUCCUGUACAGGAAGGGAGACCUACGGGCUGAUUUUUAGAGACUUAACAUCCCCACAGGCAGUGGGUUUAUAAACUGUUGUAUAUGAGUUUCCUGCUAUGUUGGAACUAUCUUAGGCAUUGUAGUCCUGGGAUCAAGUUCAUGGUCUUUCAUUGAUCAAGAAUAUGACAACACGUGAGCUACCUUGCCCUUCCGUGUCUCAGUGCUCUGACUUGUGAUGAAGUGGGAGAAGUUUUAUAUCACAGGGUUGCUAUGAGGAUUAAAUAAAAGUACAUAUGGAACCU